UACCACCUACACUCCUACAGUCUACAGAGUACGAAGUAGCAGUAAUUCCUUAUUUCGCCAAAGAAAUGCUCAAAUUUGGGCGCAACCAUAAUCUCCAAGCUCUCUACUUUAUCCAUUGCUUUUGUCGUCCUUUACUGUAUUCAACAUUACCAUCUUCUUCAUCAGAUUCUCACCCGUCAUUGCAGAUUAUAUUGGCCGAUUAUCUAGGGUUCCCCAACAAAAUACCCCUUUCUUCCACCAAACUAUCUCUAUUCCUUCAAUCACAAGAGGCGAAGAAGGUCAGUAAUUCGGAUUUUGCUAAAAAUGUCGAUUCAAUUGUCAAAUUCUUCAAACAAAUUGGAUUUCAACAAUCCCAGAUUAGAAAGGUUAUAUCUUAUGAUCCUCGUCUUCUAUGUACCAAUGUUGACAAAACCCUAAAUCCCAAAAUCAAGCUUCUUAAGGACCUGGGAUUUUCUGAUUCUGAUUUAGUUCAUGCUAUAUUAGCCAAUCCUAUAAUGUUAAACCGACGUUUAGGUCCUGCCAUUGAUGCUUUAAGGGAGGUUGUGGGUACUGAUCAAAAUGUUAUUAAAAUCAUGAGGCGAUCGAAGUGGCUUUCUUUUACUGCUUUUGCUAAGCAUUUGUUUCCCAAUGUUAUAUUGUUGCAAAAUUAUGGCAUUUCUAGUGACAAAAUCACCAACUACAUUCUUCAACAACCAUCACUUUUCCUUAGGAAGACGGAUUUGUUUCGGGAUAUGUUGAUUAGGGUCGAAGAGAAGUUCAGGAUUCCUCGAAAUUCUGCCAUGUUUUUGCCCGCAAUCCAAUUGACUUCUUUUAAGGAGGAGACAUUUGAGGGUAAAUGUGAUGUGUAUAAGAGUUUUGGAUGGACUCAAUCUGACAUCAUGACAUUAACCAGGAAAAAUCCUAAUUGCUUGAGAUAUUCUGAAGCAGGGAUCAAGAAGAAGUUGGAUUUCCUUAUGAAAGAAGUUGGUUAUGAGCCUUCUUACUUGGUAUCGAAUUAUUCGCUGUUAACAUAUAGCCUUGAUAACAGAAUAGUGCCUAGGUAUAGAAUGUUGCUUUUUCUCAAGGAGAAAAGUUUGAUGACUAGGGAUUACAAUUUUGGAAAUGUUGCUCGGAUGACAGAGUCUAUGUUCUUGAUGAAAUUUGUUGAACCUUUUAAGGAUAUUGUACCUCAUAUCCAUCAAGUUUAUCGUCAUCUUAUUCCACCAACUCAAGGAAAAGCUGCAUCUCUUUGUUAACUUGAACUGCCUUUUGCUUUUGGAUGUUGGGAUGAAGGUCACCUGACAAGUUCCUUGAAGCAGUUUUGAUGUCAGCCAAGACAGCAGCAAACUCAUGGCUGAGGUUGUCUUCAACUCCUUGUAGCAUCAACUUGAAAGCCAAAGCUGAUCCUCCUGUGACUGCCAACUCCGAUUUAGCUUUAAGUUUGAUAGAGAUACCCAAAGCAACAUACAAAGUUAAAAUUGGAAGGCAAUUGGUGCAAUUCCUGAGAAGAUCCAAAUGAGUUUCAUUCCUUAAGGUACUUGUCAUACAGAUUGGUUUAAAUUUAUGGAUUUUUUUUUGAAAGGCAUCAACCACAGGAAGAUAGAAUUGCAACCAUUUGGCUAUCUAUCCUAGCGUAGGAUUUCUAACUUUGAAAUACAUCUUGAGAAUCAAUUUACAAGUAUUUGGCUACCUAUCCA
Molecule: messenger RNA, 1676 nt
Organism: Spinacia oleracea (spinach)
Lineage: Eukaryota; Viridiplantae; Streptophyta; Magnoliopsida; Caryophyllales; Amaranthaceae
Exons: 2
Coding region: 66-1235 (389 amino acids)
Biological process (GO): regulation of DNA-templated transcription
Molecular function (GO): double-stranded DNA binding
Source: RefSeq, a predicted model, not a curated record